This is a messenger RNA of Ambispora gerdemannii, 1479 nucleotides long. The record is from the annotation of a GenBank genome assembly. NCBI's taxonomy places the organism in Eukaryota, Fungi, Glomeromycota, Glomeromycetes, Archaeosporales, Ambisporaceae.
AUGUCUUCGGGUAAAAAAAUUCGAAUAAAACUUCAACGGCCUUCGUAUCCACCCGCAGACAAACCUCUAAACACCCUUACAAUUCACGAAAAACUAAUGAAGGUUGGUCGAUACAUGCCCUGUUCACCAAAAGUCCCUACUUCGUCGAAUGGCCAAUGUGACUGUGUUGGUUGGAAGCCAAACCCAGCGGGUAGUAAUCGUGCAGACUCGUGCUCUUGUGGCCACCGCUUAAGUUCUCAUGGUGGAAAUCAAGAUGAAGACUUUUCCAGACGCCUUGAUAUAGCCAUGAAAAUUGAUAAAUAUCUCGAAGAUAAAAAUAAGCUAUUAGAUUUUUCAUAUGAAGACGAAGAGGUUAAGAGGCUCAGAGGACAAAUGACCAAUAAUAAAUUAAAAGAAGAGAGUGAAGAAGAAAACACGGAACUUGUUGAGUACCCUGAAGGUCUUCCUUCAGAUCUCGAAUUUCGGUGCAUCACCAACGAUAAUACCCGUGAAAACUUGAUUUUGCUCACAAAUCUAAAAAAGGUGUUUGCCACCCAACUACCAAAUAUGCCUAAACAUUAUAUCGCUAGAUUAACUUAUGACACGGCUCAUUAUAGUGUUGUGCUUAUUCGACCAAUUGAUACUGGUAACAAAAUGCCAAAGGUGAUCGGGGGAAUCACAUAUCGUCCAUUUCCCGAACAGAAAUUUGCUGAAAUUGUGUUUUGUGCUAUCGAUGCACAAGAACAAGUUCGAGGUCAUGGAUCGCGUUUAAUGAACUAUUUUAAAGACUAUAUAAGAGCUACCUCGGAUAUCCAACAUUUUAUGACUUAUGCAGAUGACUUGGCUGUUGGCUUCUUUAAAAAGAAUGGAUUUACCACUGAAAUUGACUUGGAUCCGGCAGUUUGGGUGGGAUAUAUUAAAGAUUAUACUGGAGGAACAUUAAUGCAGUGUUCAAUGCUUCCAAGAAUAAAAUAUGUUCAUGUGAAAAAAAUUCUCGAAUCUCAGCGCCAAGCCAUCAAGAAAAAAUUAGAAGAAAGAUACAUCUCAGCCAAAGUCUAUCCUGGUUUACAACAACUCAAAGAAGGCGCGCAAAACAUUGAUCCAAUGGAAGUUCCCGGUAUUAAAGAAUCAGGAUGGACUGCACAAAUGGAAGAUCAAGCAAAACAAACCAAGCACCUGCCACAUUAUCCUGUGAUGGUUACCGUAUUACAAGCACUUCGAAACCACCGGUAUGCAUGGCCGUUCCAAGAACCGGUUAACGCGGAAAUAGUCCCUGACUAUUAUCACAUUAUCAAAAAUCCAAUGGAUUUACAAACUCUCAAACAAAACAUGGAGAACGAUAAGUAUCCCACCAUUAUUGAAUUUUCGAACGAUGCACAACGCAUAUUUGAUAAUGCUCGUCAAUAUAACUCACCAUCGACAGUCUAUGUCAAAGCUGCUGAUGAGCUUGAAGAAUUCUUUUGGAAUAAAUUGUAUGAAGAAGGAGUGCGGUUGGUGUAA